Thamnophis sirtalis is the source of this 318-nucleotide messenger RNA. The record is from RefSeq and is a predicted model, not a curated record. NCBI's taxonomy places the organism in Eukaryota, Metazoa, Chordata, Lepidosauria, Squamata, Natricidae.
GGGGGGACGCCGCACUUUUUGUCCCGGAGAGGAGUCGGAGGCGGCUCAGUCGCCCAGCAUCGCCAUGAGGUCCGGUCGAUGCCCCCUGCUCCUCCUCCUCCUCUGGGCCGCCUUUGCCCUCUGGGCGCCUCUGCUCUCCGUCUGCAGCCUCUUCGAGGGCAGCUGCACCACCUUCCCCAACGACUCCAAGCGAUGCGGGGAACCCAAGCGCCGCUUCUUCUACAACGCCACCUCCAAGAGCUGUGAGCCUUUCGUUUACCACGGGUGCCCCGGGAAUCCCAACCGCUACCACACCAUCGAGGAAUGCCAGCGCUACUG